ACCCAACUCGUACAUUUCGCGUCUGCUACACUUCUUGCCAAACCUUUCCGAUUCGACUAGGCAGCCUCUCAACUCUACCCGAAAUGGUCCGCCACAAAAAGGACUUCAAGUCCAACAAUAAAUACUCCAACAAGCCAACGAAAGCGCGCGGCCCGCCUCGUCCCCGCCGCGAAUCCGAUGCUGACGAGGAGCAAGACGCGGCAAACCCUCGACCGGCGAAACCUGCAUUCAAGGCUGCAUGUUGGGAUCUUGGGCAUUGCGACGCGAAACGAUGUUCGGGGAAGCGACUGAUGCGGUUGGGCAUGAUGCGCGAACUACACGUGGGGCAAAAGUUUGCAGGUGUAGUAGUCAGCCCAAAAGCAAGGAAGAUCGUGAGCCGCGAAGACAAGGAACUCAUGGAACAGUACGGCGCCGCCGUGGUUGAGGCGAGUUGGAACAGGAUUGACGAGGUGCCGUUUGGACGUAUAGGCGGGAAAUGCGAACGCCUCCUGCCCUACCUCGUCGCUGCAAACCAAACAAACUACGGUAAACCAUGGCGGUUAAACUGUGUCGAAGCCCUCGCCGCGUGCUAUUACAUCUGCGGACACCCUGAGUGGGCAGAGAGUAUACUGGAGACAUUCAGUUAUGGGAGGGCAUUCUUAGAUAUCAACGCGGCAUUACUCAAGCGCUACGCGGCAUGCGAGAACGAGGAGGAGAUUAAGAAGGCGGAGGAGGCGUGGCUGGAGAAGAUUGAGAAUGAGUGGAAGGAGCAAAGGCAGGAGGGCGCGGAGGAGGACGAGUGGGCGGGCGGAAAUAUGAACAGGAGGAUUAUCGACGAGAGCAGCGAUCAAGAUGAAGAUGAAGAAGGAGAAGGAAAAGAGGACGAGGACGAAGAUGAAAUCGACCCGCGCAACCCAUACGACCUCCCCGAGUCCUCGGAUGACGAAGAGGAAAUGGCGGAGUUGAGAAGACGCGUUCUCGCCUCGAAACCCUUUGCCAACCCCGCACCCAAAGACGACGAGGACGAGGAUGAGAAGAAGGCACCAGAGCGCAUACCUCGAACCGAGCCUGCGCUGCCGAGUAACUCCAAAGAGGCCAAAGAGGAUGACAGCGAUCCGCCAGCGGAGGAUGCGGGAGAUGACGAAUUCGAUAACUUUAUGGCUGCACAGCCAACGACGGAUCGGACAGGUAUAACGAGCACGCAGAGAUCGAAGGCUAUGGACAAGACGUACAAAGCUACAUUUUCGAGUGCGAAAGUGAAGGCACCGAGCAAACAGGGCUACUGAUAGAAGUAGAAGUAGUAAUAGUGCGAAUAUAUCGAGCAUGGCGGAGAUGAGAUGGAUAUGCUUCAUCCUCAUUAUAUCUUCUUGCACUCUGCAAUGUGCUCUCUUCUUUACUUGAGAGAUUCGUAUUCUGUCUCACAGUCAUCGCACCCAGCAGUCUAUACGCCACGACUUCUACGUGUUCUCCUGCCUGCCUGCUUGUAUGCAUCCGUCCAUACCCCUCCCCAACUCGGAACUUGCCAGUUUAAAGCAAUAUCAUCAUCCCCUUCACACAAUGAGGAGAGUUACUUAUUAUGUCAAUGCCGUUGUAUGUCACUGUGUUUCUGG
Molecule: messenger RNA, 1589 nt
Organism: Cucurbitaria berberidis CBS 394.84
Lineage: Eukaryota; Fungi; Ascomycota; Dothideomycetes; Pleosporales; Cucurbitariaceae
Product: DUF367-domain-containing protein
Exons: 1
Coding region: 84-1265 (393 amino acids)
Biological process (GO): maturation of SSU-rRNA
Molecular function (GO): rRNA small subunit aminocarboxypropyltransferase activity
Source: RefSeq, a predicted model, not a curated record